Messenger RNA from Bradysia coprophila, 987 nucleotides. RefSeq lists its product as uncharacterized. The record is from RefSeq and is a predicted model, not a curated record. NCBI's taxonomy places the organism in Eukaryota, Metazoa, Arthropoda, Insecta, Diptera, Sciaridae.
AUAUAUCGAUAUGACGAUUUAUGUUCAGAGACCGUAUGCUUAUAAAUAUAAUACGUUUGGGUGAAACUGUUCAGUAGUGUGACAACCAACAACGCUUGCGAUCAUCAUUAAAACAUUUUAUACUUUCGAACAGUUUAGAAUUAAAAAAUCAUUAAAAUGAAUCGCCUUUUUGCAAUCUCAUCGUUUAUGUGCGUCAUUUUGGUGGUAUCAGGCCAACGAGCCCCGUUCGCUGGUUCUAGACCAAAUGGCUAUAAAGACAAAUUACAAACGGAUAAUACAAUCAGUACAAGUAGUGAUGCAAACACCAACGUAAUAGUUGAUCGUUUUGGUGGUAGCACAAACACCGGUGGUGUAGCUGUAACAACAGAUAGACUUCCGCAUUUAGCUCUUGGUGAUCGGGAAAUCGUUGAUCGUUUUAAUACGUUCCCAGUUGACCAACGACCGUUUUGGCUGGUGAAUGCCGAGGCUAUCGAAGCGCAGAAGAACCAAGGCAGACCCAGCACUCCAACAAAUCAAAAUGUCGGGGAAAUAGGUAACCGUUUCGGAAGUGGAGGUCAACCGAAUACAGUCAAUGGAAACAGACCAAAUUAUCCGUCCGUUGUCUAUCCACUCGAAAUGACACCAGACCAACGGGUGCAAACACAACAGAUGUUCAACAAUCAGAUCCAGCAAACAGUCGCGAACAACAACAAUGUUCGUGUGAAUUCUAAUCCAUCACCGAGUCGAAUUGUUAUUCAAAAGCCUGUUGCCGCUCAGCAAACAAUCAACAAUGGCCCUAAACAAAUUCCGCAACCGGUUCAGGGACGUUUUCCGAAUUCUGGUUAUAAUGGUUGAUAACGUGAGGUGUUUGUUAGCAUAUAUGUGACGUGAUGUUUUAUCGACUCUCAAGUACCAAAAAAUUCACUAUUUAUAAAGCGCUUUAAUAUUUAAUGUCCGUUUCGAAUGUGUUUGUACUUCUUAAAUUAUAAAAAUUAUUUUUAUUUCGCA